Lutzomyia longipalpis is the source of this 2686-nucleotide messenger RNA. RefSeq names its product DNA replication licensing factor Mcm6 (gene Mcm6). Lineage: Eukaryota; Metazoa; Arthropoda; Insecta; Diptera; Psychodidae. The transcript is spliced from 4 exons. Gene Ontology annotation, cellular component: MCM complex; nucleus. The record is from RefSeq and is a predicted model, not a curated record. Gene Ontology annotation, molecular function: ATP binding; single-stranded 3'-5' DNA helicase activity; single-stranded DNA binding. The coding region runs from base 132 to 2621 and encodes 829 amino acids. Gene Ontology annotation, biological process: double-strand break repair via break-induced replication; DNA replication initiation; mitotic DNA replication.
UCUGUGUUUACACGUCAUAAAAUAAGGUUAAUUCCUCCGGUGUGUGUUUUCACAAUUUUCACCGAUUAUUCCGCAUUUUCCCAGCACCAAAUUGUUAAAAUAUAAUUCUAGAGUGUCCUAAUUUGUAUAAAAUGAAUCAAGGUGAUGUAAAUGUUGGGCAUUUGAAGGUGAAAGACGAAGUUGCAGUUCGGUGUCGUUCCUUGUUUUUGGAUUUCCUCGAGGAAUUCAAAGAAGAUGGGGAGGCAAAAUAUGUAAAAUUGGCCGAGGAACUUCUGUCUCCGGACAAAUCCCUCCUGGAAGUGAGCUUCGACGAUCUCGAGAAAUUCAACCAAAAUCUCGCACAGACAGUCAUUGAGGAGUACUACAGGAUCUAUCCGAGUCUCUGUGAUGCCGUCACCACCUUUGCCAGGGAUCACUUUGACGUGAAGAAGGAUAAAGAUUGCUAUGUAUCUUUUGUGGAAGUCCCAACACGUCACAAAGUCCGGGAGUUGACUACUUCCAAAAUUGGUACACUUAUCCGCAUAUCUGGGCAGGUUGUGCGCACCCAUCCGGUUCAUCCGGAACUCGUGGCUGGGACUUUUGUGUGUUUGGAUUGCCAAACGGAAGUUGCGAAUGUGGAGCAGCAGUUCAAGUUCACCAAUCCAACAAUUUGUCGCAAUCCUGUGUGCUCCAAUCGCCGAAAAUUCCUUCUUGACGUAGAAAAGUCCACUUUUAUUGACUUCCAGAAGGUGCGGAUUCAGGAGACGCAGGCUGAAUUGCCACGAGGAUGUAUUCCACGAUCAGUGGAAGUAAUCCUGCGGGCGGAUAUUGUUGAGACAGUCCAAGCUGGGGAUCGAUAUGAUUUCACAGGUACACUAAUUGUUGUUCCGGACGUGGGUGUCCUCCAAUUUCCCGGAGCUAAGGCAGAAUUGAGUUCCCGCCAUCGGCAAGGAGGUGAAAAUCGCCCUGAAGGUGUACGCGGAUUGAAGGCUCUGGGUGUGAGAGAUUUGACCUACAGAAUGGCUUUCCUGGCGUGCAGUGUUCAAGCUACAAGUGUACGCUUUGGUGGUACAGAUUUGCCAAUGAGUGAGGUCACAGCUGAAGAUAUGAAGCGCCAAAUGACUGAUGCGGAAUGGAAUAAGGUCUAUGAGAUGUCCAAGGAUAGAAAUCUCUACGCAAAUCUCACUUCCAGUCUCUUCCCUUCGGUCUAUGGAAAUGAUGAGGUGAAACGAGGAAUCCUCCUGAUGCUCUUUGGGGGUAUUGCAAAGACAACUCAUGAGAAAACCAGUCUCCGAGGAGAUGUAAAUGUCUGCAUUGUGGGUGAUCCUAGUACCGCUAAAUCCCAAUUCCUCAAGCAAGUUGCUGACUUCUCCCCAAGGGCGGUGUACACGUCUGGGAAAGCUUCAUCAGCAGCUGGUCUCACGGCUGCUGUUGUUAAGGAUGAAGAGAGUUUUGAUUUUGUCAUUGAAGCUGGCGCACUAAUGUUGGCGGACAAUGGAAUUUGCUGCAUAGACGAAUUCGAUAAAAUGGAUCCACGAGAUCAAGUUGCCAUCCACGAGGCCAUGGAACAGCAAACAAUUUCCCUAGCAAAAGCAGGCGUCCGAGCUACUCUGAAUGCCCGUACAUCAAUCCUAGCUGCUGCAAAUCCCAUCAAUGGACGCUACGAUCGCUCCAAGUCUCUCCAACAAAACAUCCAGCUAAGUGCUCCGAUUAUGUCUCGCUUCGAUCUCUUUUUCAUCCUUGUCGAUGAAUGUAACGAAGUUGUGGAUUACGCGAUUGCCCGGAAGAUUGUUGAUCUCCAUUCAAAUGUCGAAAGUCCAACGGAGCAGAUCUACACACGAGAUGAGAUGCUGCGCUACAUAACAUUUGCAAGGCAAUUCAAGCCUGUUAUUGGUGAGGAAGCGGCCAAGCUACUUGUGGACAACUACAGUCACCUACGUCAGAGGGAUACAGGAACCGUGGGGAAGAGCACGUGGAGGAUCACAGUGCGUCAGCUCGAGAGUAUGAUUCGACUGAGCGAAGCCAUGGCGAAGAUGGAGUGUGCCAAUGAAGUGGAUGCAAGACACGUGCGAGAGGCUUACAGGCUUCUCAACAAAUCCAUUAUUCGUGUAGAACAACCGGAGAUUCUUCUGGAUGAUGAAGAUGAUCAAGCUUUGAUGGAUGUGGACAUUGAGGAUCCCAAUAAUGCUCAGCAGGCCCCACGAAAUGGACAUGAGGGUGAACCGAGUGGCGAACAGAGUGGUCAGGAACCUCCUGAGACAUCUGCAAUUCAGAAGAAAAAGUUGACCCUAUCCUUUGAGGACUAUAAGAAUCUCUCCAAUAUGCUGAUUAUCCACAUGAGAAAUGAGGAAGCUCGCCUUGAAGGAGAAGGAAGCGAUUCAGAAGGAAUUCGUCGUUCUCACAUUGUAAACUGGUACCUGGAGCAAAUCAGUGAUCAAAUUGAGACGGAAGAUGAGUUGAUUGAGAGGCAAUCACUUGUUGAGAAAGUUCUGGAUAGGCUUGCUUAUCAUGAUCAAGUAAUCAUCCCACUACGAUCAACAGGACUGAGAAGAAGAGCAGAAACCUCCCAGGCUCCUCCAAGUCAGGAGGAAGAUACCGAAGAUCCCCUCUUGGUUGUCCAUCCCAACUACAUCAUAGAAUAAGAUUAAGUUUUCAAUCACAUUUUUGUACUCAAUUAUCUUUCUGAUUAACUAUUUUUUUGCCAUUA